GCCAUUUUAUUGGUAUCUUUGAUGUGGACAGAUCGCGACCGUUCACGCAAAAACUAUGAACAAGACAAAGAACCCGCAUUGGUGGUAGGGUUUUGGAACAACGGCGCUAUCUCUCGAUCGAUCGCUCGCUCCGUCGCGGCGCGCGCUACCGGCGAUCAGCGUUAUAUGCUUGCAGCGAGAUUCUGGGCUCCGGCAGCAGGAUUUUCUCGAAAUCCCGACUUGCGAGCGCUGAAAUCGACGACGAUGGUGGCCACUGCGACGCACCAGGAUUCCCCUCUCCUCUUUCGACAGCUCUUCGAGAAGGACUCGUGUACUUACACGUAUUUGCUUGCGGACAUUGGGCAUCCAGAAAAGCCAGCAGUGCUGAUAGAUCCCGUGGACAAGACCGUCGAUAGAGAUGUAAACUUGAUCAAGGAACUUGGGCUAAAGCUCAAGUACGCGAUGAACACUCACGUACACGCCGAUCAUGUCACUGGAACGGGUCUCCUGAAGAGUAAACUCCCGAGUGCAAAAUCCCUGAUAUCCAAGGCGAGCAAAGCACAAGCGGAUGUUUUCGUGGAGCCAGGAGAAAAGAUACACUUCGGGAACUUGUAUUUGGAGGUUCGUCCCACACCGGGACAUACCCAAGGAUGCGUCACAUAUGUGUCAGGAGAAGGUGAAGGGCAGCCAUCGCCACGAAUGGCUUUCACAGGAGACGCUUUGCUCGUUAGAGGGUGUGGCCGCACGGAUUUCCAGGGAGGUAAUGCAAGAGAGCUUUACAAGUCGGUUCAUUCUCAGAUUCUCUCGCUCCCGAAGGACACCUUAUUGUAUCCUGCACAUGACUAUAAAGGGAAUACUGUUACAACUGUGGGGGAAGAGCUGCUUCACAACACUCGACUUACGAAGGACGAGGAAGCAUUUGUAAAGAUUAUGGAAAAUUUGGGACUGCCUUAUCCCAAGAUGAUCGAUGUAGCCGUUCCAGCAAACAUGGUCUGUGGCCUUCAGGAAGCGAAUGCCGCGACAGCUUGAUACCACGUCAAAAAUCCUCGGAGAAGUCCAACACCAUAAACACAUACAUACACUCCCAGUAAAUUUCUGUCGUCGAUUUCUGUGCUAACAAUUCCGUUUAUAAACAGUGCAAGGCAAUGAAAGUGAUCCAUUCUCACUCUU
Messenger RNA from Selaginella moellendorffii, 1149 nucleotides. Its product is annotated as persulfide dioxygenase ETHE1 homolog, mitochondrial. The transcript has 10 exons. Lineage: Eukaryota; Viridiplantae; Streptophyta; Lycopodiopsida; Selaginellales; Selaginellaceae. The coding region runs from base 22 to 1008 and encodes 328 amino acids. Gene Ontology annotation, molecular function: sulfur dioxygenase activity. The record is from RefSeq and is a predicted model, not a curated record. Gene Ontology annotation, biological process: glutathione metabolic process; hydrogen sulfide metabolic process.